CUCUGGAAUGCCCCACGCACAGCAUCUACACCAACUGCCUUCCCUCAUGCUCACCUUCCUGCUGGGACCUCAAUGGACAGUGCACGGGUGCCAGAGUCCCCUCCACCUGCACUGAGGGCUGCAUUUGUCAGCCCGGCUAUGUGCUGAAAGAGGACAAGUGUGUGCCCAGAAGUCAAUGCAGCUGUAAGGAUGACCAGGGCAGCUUGAUCCCUGCCGGCAAGACCUGGAUCUCCAGUGGUUGUACCCAGAGCUGCACCUGUGUAGGAGGCACCAUUCAGUGCCAGGCCUUCCGCUGCCCCUCUGGGUCCCAUUGCCAGCUCAGCAGUAACGGCAACAGCAACUGUGCACCAAACCAUUUGGUACCUUGCUUGGUCUUUGGGGACCCCCAUUACCGCACAUUUGACGGCCUCAGCUACCGAUUCCAGGGCCGCAUGACCUACAUUCUGAUAAAGACCGUGGACGAGCUCCCCAGUGGGUUGGAACGCCUGCUCGUGGAGGGACGCAACAAGCUAAAUCCGCCUGUGAGCCCAGUCUUCUUGCACGAAGUGAUUACCACCGUCUAUGGCUAUAAAGUGCAGCUCCAGGCUGGUCUGGGGCUUGUGGUCAACAACCAGAGGAUGGCCAUCCCCUAUAGGCCCAACGAGCACCUGCAGGUGACCCUGCAGAGCCAGCGGCUGUUCUUGGUCACUGAUUUUGAGCUGGCCAUCAGCUUUGAUGGAAGGAGCAGUGCAGUGAUCUCCCUGCCCAGCACGUACCAGGGCCUUGUGCACGGCCUGUGCGGGAACUACGACAACAACAGCAGGAACGACUUCAUGCUGCCCAACGGCCUCCUGACCCGGAAUCCCAACACCUUUGGCAACAGUUGGGAGUCAAAGACCGAAGACGCCCUCAUCCGCUCUGUCAGGUGAGAGGACUGUGGCUUGGGGGAGGAAGAAGGACGAGGAGGAGAGUCGGGCUUCCACGUGUCAGAAUGCAGCCCGGAGCAGCUGGCGCUCAUCAACAGCACACAGGCCUGCAGGGUGCUGCUGGACCCUGAGGGCCCGUUUGCUGCUUGUCACCAGGCUGUGGCCCCAGCACCCUUUCAGGAGCACUGUGUACUUGAUCUGUGUGCUGCCCGGGACCCUGAGGAGCAAGAGGAGCUGCGCUGCAGGGUCCUAGGCGGGUACGCCAUCAUCUGCCAGGAGGUGGGCGCUGCCGUGGCUGGCUGGCGGGACCACACUGGCUGCGCCUUGGUAUGUCCAGCCAAUACUGUGUAUCAGAGCUGUAUGACGCCCUGUCCAGCAUCCUGUGCCCACCUGGUGGCCCCCAGGGACUGUGAGGGCCCGUGCAUGGAAGGCUGUGCCAGUAUCCCAGGCUACAUUUACAGCGGUGCCCAGAGCCUCCCCCUGGCCCACUGUGGCUGCAGCAGCAACGGCAUCUACUACCAGCUGGGUGACAGUUUUGUGAAUGAAGAUUGCUCUCAACGCUGCACCUGCACCAGCUUGGGGAUCCUGCUGUGCGAGCCCCACCGCUGCAGCACCGGCGAAACCUGUACUCUGGGGAACCUCACCCGGGGCUGCUUCCGAGAAAGCCCCUGUCUACAGAACCCCUGUAAGAAUGAUGGCCGGUGUCAGGAGCAAGGAGACAGCUUCAACUGCAAGUGCGAACUUGGUUAUGGGGGACACCUCUGCACAGAGCCAUGGGAUGUCCUGCCCGUCAGAAAGCCAGAAGCAUCCAACUUUGGGGCCAUCCUGUUGGGAAUGCUGUUGCCCAUGACAGUCAUAGUGCUGGCAGCGACCAGAGGGUGCAUUCACAGGAUGAAGAGGAGGAGGAAGAUGGAGAAAGUGCAGAGCCAGAAUAGAGCCAGGCUGGAGGACACAGGUGAGGAGCACCCCACAGCCCAGAACCUCGAGGGCCAAGUUGAGUGUGCCCCCGACAUGGGCUUCCUGCCUUCUCUUCAUGUUGUUCCAGAACAUGCCUUCAGAGUUGCUCAGUCCUGAGUUGUCCUCAAAUAAGGAGAUAAAAUAAAAUUAUUUAUUUUUGAGAA
Molecule: messenger RNA, 2026 nt
Organism: Galeopterus variegatus (Sunda flying lemur)
Lineage: Eukaryota; Metazoa; Chordata; Mammalia; Dermoptera; Cynocephalidae
Product: zonadhesin-like
Exons: 12
Molecular function (GO): protein binding
Source: RefSeq, a predicted model, not a curated record